Molecule: messenger RNA, 2964 nt
Organism: Pochonia chlamydosporia 170
Lineage: Eukaryota; Fungi; Ascomycota; Sordariomycetes; Hypocreales; Clavicipitaceae
Product: protein (fungal and plant)
Exons: 1
Coding region: 1-2964 (987 amino acids)
Source: RefSeq, a predicted model, not a curated record
AUGGCAAAGGGCCAGGACACGGCGGCCCAACCGCAACGCCGACGACAAUGGAAACUACCCGCCUGGUUGAACCACUUUAAUCUUCAUGAUGGGAAAAUCGUCCUCCGGUGCUGGGUCGCCGCCUGGGUCGGCUCACUGCUCAUGUUCAUCCAACCAACCCUCACCAACAUGGGACUGGCGGCAUUCUUCGCCCUCCUGGUUCUAGUUGCUGUGCCUCCAGCGAGCAUUCUCCUAGUCUAUCUACUGGCGUCGCUGUCUCUCCUCCUAGGCAUGUGCUUCGGUUGGGCAUGGGGCCUCUUGACAAUGAAAGCUGCUCUUGCUGCACGUCCAGAGGCCGAGACGCAGCAGUCCCUAAAGGCACUUCAACAAACUGCUGCUGCACAGGCAAAUCAAACGGGGCAGCCGGCCGCGUGGGAAGCUCAAGUACUUGUACACGAAGGAUUUAUGCUGGAUGCCCGUGUCACGACAGUCUUCUAUGUCAUGUCUUGCGUCUUUAUAUACGCCCUGUGUAGGAUACGCAUGAAGAAUGCGAAAUUUGUCCUGCUGCAGCUAUUUGGUAUCAUAUCCGUGGACAUCUUCUUACUUAUUGGUCCUACGCUGCCAACGUUUACGGCGGACCUGGGCACCGUUCUGGUGAAACCGGCUGCCGUUGGAAUUGCGUUAGGCUCGGCGUGUUGCUUGAUCUUCUUCCCGCAGUCAACGUCAUAUGCUGUAUUGGAGAAGAUGGAGAAGUUGGUGCUCCUACAGGGAAUUGCUGUCAGCACGACCAAAAAGCGCCUUGGUGACGAUGAGGUAUCAGUAACCGAGUUAGUAGAAGCAAAGGGCAAAACCAUGGCUUUAUACAAGGCGAUGGAACCGGCUCUUGCCUUCUUGCCACUCGACUUUUCGCGUGGUCGAUGGAACGCAGAGGAUGUGAAGGGCCUGCAGGCGCGUGUCAGAGAUAUCAUGACUGCGAGUUUGUCCCUGGUUGACUUUCACAUUUCUCGAAUCAAGGUGAUUGAGAAGGAGGAGAAGCUGGAGCAGCAUCACAACGCCGAAGAGAAGAAGGGUCUGGACAAGCCCAGCAUAGGCAGGCACCAGAUGCAGGAAAGUUCAGACCUGUUGCAUGCGCUUCGAAGCCCGGAACUCGGUGAAGUACGCGAUCGAACAAAGGCAGCACUCUUUGACACAACUGCCGAAGUGUUGCAGGUUUGCUCCGAGUCUAUCAAAUCAGUCGCCAAGUGCAUCAGCACUGUCAACAGACAUCGAUGGAUAGGUCAGCCUUCAGCGCAGUCGUUUGAUGAGCUGGCGCAAGAAUUGCAAACAGAACUGGAUGCCCUGCGCUCUUCCAGAGAUCUGUGCAUUACAAACACGACUGAAAAAGUCCUCGACACGCACCGGGAUUUAUUCGAUGCCAAGGGUGAACUGAAGAGCCCUGGUGACGGGGGAGCUCGACUGCUUCGAGGGAUAGUUGUAGCCAUGGUUAUUGAAGAACGAAUAAUCGGCAUGGCGACGGCAAUAGAAAAGUUGCUCGAAUAUGUUCUACACCUCAUGAAUACUCGGAAGACACACCGCAUCUGGGUUCCCCUGCGCAUUCGCUAUGCCUUCACUUGGUUGCUAGACGGGAGACUUUCCGUCCCAGUAUCCGGCACGACUACUGAUGCAGCCAACGAUCCAGACAGCACCACCGACCCGGUUCUCCUUCACGAUCAAGCGGAAGAGGCGCAUAGACGUCUCCGUGUAAGCCGUGGGGACUAUGUCAGACCUCGCAAGAAGUCAGCCGUCACGCGAGCACUUAUGGCUACAUUCCGCUGGCUAUUCAACCCUGCUGGUUUAUACGCCCUCCGGAUGGUCAUUGUGACAGUUGCGACUGCUAUACCCGCCGCUAUCCCCAGCUCAGCCGGGUUCUUCUAUCGCGAAAAGGGAAUCUGGGGCGUCAUCAGUGCCCAGACCUGUUUACUGCCGUACAUGGCCGACUUUACAUUCUCAGUUGUAUCUCGUGGACUUGGUACCGUCAUCGGCGGCGUAAUGGGAAUGGUAGCAUGGUACAUCGGAUCUGGAUCUGGCGUUGGAAACCCCUACGGACUAGGUGCCAUAUCCGCCUUGAUGAUCUUGAUUCUUCUGUGGUGGCGAAUAUUCCUCCCUCCAGCCUUCGCCCAAGCUAGCAUCAUGGCCGGCGCAACCUACGCUCUCGUAGUCGGCUUCAGCUACGACCACUAUCACAUUACACAGUAUGGUCUCCCGGGCGUGGGCUACGAAGCAUUCUGGAAACGACUCGUCACCGUCCUCCUCGGCUUCCUCGCCUCAUGUAUCGUCCAGCUAUUCCCCAAGCCACCCUCCGCCGCAAACCACGUAUGCAAGACACUCUCAAACACCGUCGGCACACUCGCAGACCACUACGCACUCCUCCUAUCCCACUGGGGCCUCGGCCAACAGAACAGCCCUCUGAGCACAGUAGCCGAACAGAUAUCCCUCGACGUUGCUGAAACGCUCGUCUCGCUCGACGGCGCCAUCGCCUUGCUCAAGAUGGAGCCCAGCUUCGGCCACUUCGACCAGUACACCCUCCGGGAGACGCAAAAGCUGUGCCUCGCGAUGAACCAGUGCCUCGGGCGGCUGCUAGACUUGUCGAGUUCUCUCCCAAAGGAGCAUCAGGACCGCUUCAGCAACGUAGUUGGUUUUCUUGACGACCACGUAAUCGGCGAUAUUAUGGCCGUGCUUGGUGUGGUGAGAUUGUCUCUCAAGACGGGCGCCCCUUUGCCGGAGAGGCUGCCUGCGCCGUUGAUUCGGAACUUUUACACGUGGUGGCAUGAUAAACACCGUACUGCUAUGUUGAGCACGAGCUUGAUCCGGAAUGAGAAUUACAGACGGUAUUGUGUUGCUGUGUCUGCUUAUUUGAGGUUUUUGUCGGCGGUGGAUGAUUUGGUGUUGGUUGUGAAGGGGGCGGUGGGCGAGUGUCAUGUUGUGAGGCAGUGGGAUGAUGUGUAA